This is a messenger RNA of Homalodisca vitripennis (glassy-winged sharpshooter), 2451 nucleotides long. Its product is annotated as obscurin-like. Lineage: Eukaryota; Metazoa; Arthropoda; Insecta; Hemiptera; Cicadellidae. Bases 40 to 2436 code for a protein of 798 amino acids. The transcript is spliced from 15 exons. The record is from RefSeq and is a predicted model, not a curated record.
GCCGUCUGAUAAGAAAAAGUCAAGUUUGAUAGACAAGAGAUGGAUUCAUAUAGCUCAUUCAAUUCAAGAUCCUCCACAAAGAGAGUUGAAGAGUUCCGGUCAGUUUCAAGUAGCACGAGCCAAGAAGUGUACAUGGAGACGUCAUCGACACGCAGUCAGAUGUCUUCAGGCAUGUCAAGCUCUCGGAGUAUCACAGUGGUGGAGGAGAGUGCUUCUGUGGACGGACGGACCGUGGCGAGCAGCCGAGAGGUGAUCGGUGGGGGAACACGACAUUCGGCGAUACAGUCGUCAUCGGCAGGGGGUGUCACCAUCGAGGAGAUUGGCAGCAAGCAAGGCAUCAAUGUCACAAGCGAGAGGAGGUCCUCUAGCGGGAAACCCGUAUUUACAAAAACCAUUGAGGGCAUGUGCGUGAAACGUGUCUCGGACCAGGAUACUGAGACAUCCGGUGGUAAUGCUGUAUUUGAGUGCGAACUGGAAGAUCGUGCCAAGGUCAUUUGGCUGAAAGACAAUAAGCCACUGGAGGAUAAGUUGGCGGACAGAAUCCGAGCGGUGACCAAGGAUGAUACCAAGCAUCGUCUGGAGAUCAAGGGAUGCCAUGAGAGUGACACGGCGUCAUACACUGCUCGUGCAGAAGCUAAUGGUGCUGUGGCAUCUUGUACUGCCCACCUGCUUGUUGAGGAAUUGUUAAAGCAGGAGAAGAACGAAGGCAGAAAGGAGCCGUACUUCACUAUCAGCCUCCAUGACACAGAGCUGCUGGAGAACACCUACCUGCGGUUCCUCAUCAAGGUCAGAGGGGACCCUAAGCCCGACGUCAAGUUCUACAAGAAUGACAGGCUUAUCACAGUAGCCAAUGAGAGGGUUGAAAUCAUCAAGACCAAUGCGGACAAGGGCUUCUAUGAGUUGAUCAUUCCGGAUGUGCAGCAAGAGGAUGCCGGAAAUUACAAGUGCAUUGCCAGCAAUAUCCACGGCGAAGUGGAAUGUGACAGUAAUGUUACUGUCACCGAUGACAAGAAGCUGUUUGAAGGUCUGGAAGAGGCUGACUUACUGAAGCCUGGCGAGCAGCCCAACUUCACGUGGCUCAGAGACGGAAAGCCUUUUGAUCCUGAAGAUCGGUUUAAAGUUCUUUUUAAGGAUGAUGAGGACUCUCUGGCUCUAGUGUUUCAGCAUGUAACACCUGAAGAUGCAGGCUUGUACACUUGUGUGGCUUCCACAACUUCUGGCAAGAUAUCAUGUAGUGCUGAGCUCACAGUGCAAGGCAGCGUGAACCAGCUGAUGAGGGAACCACAGAAGCCUAAGCUGACCACAGAAGUCAAGAAGCAGCAGACCAGUGUUGGUGGCACGGCCAUGCUUGAGCUCAAAGUUGAAGGUUUCCCCAAACCUGAGGUUAAGUGGACCCAUGACGGCAAGGAAAUAGAGGCUGGUGGUAGAUUCAAGUUCUUGCAUGAUGAGGAGGAGUCGAUGAGCUUGGUCAUCAAGAAUGUCCAAUCAGAAGAUGCUGGAGACUACAAGAUCCAAGCAGUCAACGAUCUUGGGGAGGACACUGAUGUGGUCCAUCUCACUGUGAAAGCUCCGCCAAAGUUCAAGACGAAGAUGACGGAUGUGUCGUGCAUGGCAUCAGCUGAAAUAAAACUUAGAGUGGAGGUGGAAGGAUGUCCUCAACCAGACGUGACAUGGUACAAGGACGGCAAGGUGAUACAGAAGAACAGUGAGCGUGUGAAGACAUACAACGAGGUGACUGGCACGUACGAGCUGGUGAUUGACAAGGCGACUCUGGACGACACAGGCUCGUACUCUGUUGUUGCCACCAAUGAGCUGAGUCAAACCUCCGAGUUCUGUAAAGUGGAGGUGCACAGCCCCCCGGAGUUCGUCAAGACCAUGACUAAACACCUGGAGGUCAGCGAAAACGACACGGUCACAUUCCAAGUCAAGGCUCGCGGUGACCCCGCCCCCACCGUCAAGUGGUUUAAGGAUGGCAAGGAGCUGAAACAUGAUGGAGGUCAUAUCCAGAUCAGCGAAGAUGGAGAGACCAAGACAUUGGUGGUCCACAAAAUCAACCGGAAAGACACUGGAAAGUACUCAUGUGAGAUCAGCAACAUCUACGGCAGCAACAAAGAUGAGGGAGAGAUGUUCGUGAGGUGCUGUCCACAGUUCCGCACAAAGCUGACUGACCAGAAGGCUAAUGAGGGAGACACUAACGUAGAGUUCACAGUAAACAUCGAAGCGUUCCCCAAGCCCAACGUCAAAUGGUUCCACAAUGAGGUUGAGAUAACGGAGAAGAAGACAGAGUUUACGAGGAUUGAGGAGGGUGACAACUACAAACUUAUAAUCAAAGAAGUUACAACAGAACUCUCCGGAAAGUACACUUGCAAGGUGUCCAAUGAAUUGGGAAAAGAGGAGACUAGUUCUAAGUUCACUGUUUACUGUAAGUUCGCUUAAUUUAAUUCUAUUUAU